CUUUGAAACGACGACCCUACCUUCACCAAAAACCCGUCUCUUCAACGUCUCUUGAUCAUUUGUUAAGGCGGUCGUCGUCGAGCAAUCACAAUGGGGCUCUUUAUCCUCGAGCCCAACCUCCCGCCGGGUUCGCAUGUUCCGGGCACGACCCGCAUGCUCGACCACAAUUUCAGAGACCCUGAGUUGGUCGAUGCCUCGGUAGCAGGUCUCAAACACGGUACCGGUCGCGAUGCAGACGUCGUACUCGUCCCACAACCCAGCGAGGACCCGAAUGAUCCAUUGAACUGGAGUUUGCCCUAUAGGGAUUUUGUGUUGUUUGUCUUAUGUACGGCGAGUGUCAUCGCCGCAGUCUCCUCGCCGAUCUUGGCAACGAAUUCGCUCCUACUUGUCUUCAAAUUCGGGCAUACAUUUGACGAUAUCGCGGCGCUGACGGGGUACAAUGUGCUUAUGCUUGGUUUGGCUGCGCCAUUCUACUCCGCCUCCUCCAGGGUCCUCGGGAAGCGUCAUGUGUAUCUUUUGGGAACCAUUCUCUUAUUCGCUGGCUGCCUUUGGUCAUCAUUGGCAAAUUCGUACAAAUCAUUUCUGGGAUCACGCAUCCUUCAGGGUGUCGGCAUCUGUCCGUUCGAAUGUCUGUUGUACACCACCAUCGGAGACUUAUAUCACGUUCACCAGCGUGGAACAAGGGUGGCUCUCAGCACGAUGGCGCUGUUCGGGUCAACAUUUCUUACACCUGUCGUCACAGGGAAGUUGACGAAGGAUCACGGCGGGAACAUUCAUUGGCCGUUCUACCUUUUGAGCGGAUUUGCAGGAUUGGCUAUGGUCGCCGUUGCGGUCCUCGUUCCAGAGACUAUUUUUGUGAGAGACAAGGCUUACGACACCGAUAUUGUCACUGAGGAGCAUCUCAAAGCAAGUACAGAGCAAAGUGCUGUUGUACAAGAACAGUCCGAGAAGCCUGGCAUAACUGCCACGGUUACCGCGCACCGGCAGGGAUCUGAUGCAAGCCUCCAAACGCAACGCAAGUCUUACUUGCAGAGUCUUCGCCUCUUCACUCCCUUGUGCUUACCCCUCCGCUUCUUCACCUUCCUCAUCCGCCCCCUUCCUCUCCUGUUCAUGCCUUCCAUCUUCUGGGGUUGCCUCUCCUCAGGAAGUAUGAUCGCCUGGACGGUGAUGCUCAGUGCCAUCGUCGCAGAGCUAUUCUCAUUACCGCCGUUGUGGUUUGACGAAGCAAAGGUGGGAUACAUCUACGCGAGUCCCUUCACUGGUGCUGUAGUGGGCCUAGUGGUAGCCGGUAUGUUGAGUGAUUGGAGCGUCAAGUAUCUCACGAGGAAGAACAACGAUGUUUAUGAGCCGGAAUUCAGAAUUCCCUUGAUGGCGGGCAACCUCAUUAUCGGCUGUAUGGGGUUGUUUGGGUUCGGCUUGUCGAUGAAGGCUGGUGACAACUGGCCAGCACCGACCAUCUUCUUCGGCUUGAUGGUGUUUGGUCUCAUCCUGGCGAGCACUUCAUCUCUCGCUUACCUCAUCGAUGCUCAUAGAGACUUGUCGACGGAGAUCUUCGUCUGCUUGCUGUUGUUUAAGGGACUGCUGAGCUUCGGUCUGACAUUGGUCGCAUAUGACUGGGUGCUGAAGCGAGGUGUGAAGGAGAUUUGUGUGGUCAUGGGAUGUGUUCAGAUCGGGAUAUGCCUAUUGUCCAUUCCCAUGUACGUGCUGGGCAAGAGGAACAGGGCAUGGAUGGCGAGGAAUGACGUGCUGAAGAGCUUGAAGCUGAAGUAAUCAUAAUACCCUUGAUAUCCUAAAGUCUAAUACGACUUAUACAAACAGUUCAGUCAGGGUAG
Messenger RNA from Saitoella complicata NRRL Y-17804, 1832 nucleotides. Its product is annotated as MFS transporter. Bases 91 to 1770 code for a protein of 559 amino acids. The transcript has a single exon. Gene Ontology annotation, biological process: transmembrane transport. The record is from RefSeq and is a predicted model, not a curated record. Gene Ontology annotation, molecular function: transmembrane transporter activity. NCBI's taxonomy places the organism in Eukaryota, Fungi, Ascomycota, Saitoellomycetes, Saitoellales, Saitoellaceae.